This is a messenger RNA of Lucilia cuprina (Australian sheep blowfly), 1272 nucleotides long. RefSeq names its product tuberin-like. Bases 466 to 1257 code for a protein of 263 amino acids. The record is from RefSeq and is a predicted model, not a curated record. Gene Ontology annotation, molecular function: GTPase activator activity. The transcript is spliced from 7 exons. Gene Ontology annotation, biological process: negative regulation of insulin receptor signaling pathway; negative regulation of TOR signaling; positive regulation of GTPase activity. Gene Ontology annotation, cellular component: nucleus; cytoplasm; TSC1-TSC2 complex. Lineage: Eukaryota; Metazoa; Arthropoda; Insecta; Diptera; Calliphoridae.
ACAGGAAUUUCGUCCAUUUUUAAAACAUGUGUCCUGAGGAAAAGAUUAAGUUGGAAUAUUUUAAAUAUAAAGUGCGUAAUAAUAAAAGUUAAAGUGAAAAAUUAGAUUUAAGUGUGAUGUUCAUGACAAGAGCUUUUUAAAAACAUGUGGGCUGAAAAAUAAAUUGAAUUUAAUUUUUUAAUAUAAUCUGCAAAAUAAUAAAAGGAAAAUGUAAAAUUAUAAUGAAAAAUAGGAUUUUAGUAUGAAGUUAUUAAAAAAGGCUUUUGUGAGCGCCAGUCUAUUUUCCCUUGCAACUCUGUGCUUGGAAGGCAGCUGCUAGAACAUAUGUGUUACAGCUGUUCGAUUAAGUUUUUCCAAAGUGAUUUUUGUUUGGGCUGGUUCACGCAUAACUUUGUCAAUAAAAAAAUAAACAAUUACAAAUAAUUUAUAAAAUUAAACUACCCAAACUUGUGAGCACAAACAAUAAUGAGUUCCAAAGAUAAAGAAUUAUCCAAAUCCAAGUUUAAAUCUUUUCUUAAAAAUGCCAAAAAUCCACCAGGUACCAAUGAUAGAUGCCUUAGGCCAGAAAUAGAAUGGGAACUACGACCCGAACAACCGGUAGCUCAAAGAUGUAAGAUUUUAAAAGAUCUAAGUGAGGUACAUUUGCAGUGCUGCAAUCUGGAUGAGAACACCAUUGUAAAACUUUGGGAUGUUACCAAAGAUUUACUAGUUCCCACUAAAUCAUCUGAAUGUCGCCAGACUGCCUUGACUUUUUACAAAAAACUUAUACACACUCAAUACAAGACUUUAACUUAUAUGCGUGAACAAUUCUUUUUGGUCAUACAAAAUCAUGAGGUACCCGAGGAUCUUAAGCACAGAUUGGAAUUGCUGGAAACUUUAACGGAAAAUGGCAAAGAUAUUAAAAAUCUAGAGGAAAAGAUUGGACGCUUUAUGUUACAGUGGCUGGGUGCCAUUCAUCAAGCUAAUCUUUUGGUUCCCUAUUUAAAUAUGCUGGUCAAUUUGAUAAAAUUUAAUGCCGCUCAUUUGGAUAAUGAAAUAAUUAUUGGUAUAGUCACUAAUGCCUGUAAUUUAAGCUGCUCCGUUUCGGAUGAGGUCAUUGGUAUACAAUGUCUAUCUAUAUUGGAAAUGGUUAUGAGUUAUACCAUAUUUCCCAGUGAUCCUUUGCCACAAUUUGUUUUUACUUUAUGCCGAACGGUCAAUAUUCCACCAUAUUGUCAAGCAUCAUGGAAGGUAAGUGAAAAUGAUAUUUUUUUAUAGGAAUUUAAAUGUCAC